This is a messenger RNA of Lymnaea stagnalis (great pond snail), 3751 nucleotides long. Lineage: Eukaryota; Metazoa; Mollusca; Gastropoda; Lymnaeidae. The record is from the annotation of a GenBank genome assembly.
GAGCUGCUCAUGAAUGAAAAUCCUGUAUUUAAGGAGAGCCAGAUUUAUAAAAGCCAUCAUACUAAUACUAAACAACCAUCAUGAGUUCUCAGGAUUUAACAAAAGAACAAAGACAAAGAAUAGAAGAAAAUAAACUAAGAGCACUAGCCAGAAGAGCUGAAAAAGUUAGUCCAGUGAAACAAAUUCAAAAUGAAGCAAAACCAAAUGGCUUUUCAGUAGUUACAUCAUUUCCUGAAAAUAAUAACAUAGAAAUGAAAUUGAAAAUUGAAACCAACAGAGAAAAAGCUCUAAAAAAAAAUAAAAUGCAGAUUUCUAUAGGUGUAAAAGAACAGCCAAAAACAGCUAUUCAAGGGGGCAAUUUUAAUUCACAAUCUGUUGUAAGAAAUAUAAAUAUGAAGGUUGUAAAUGAACAAGACACUUCAGUUAGGAUUAGCAUAAAGGGAAAGACUAAUGAGACUAAACAUCCAUCGCAGAACUAUUUUUCUAACAAGGACAGUAACUUUGGGGCCAUUGAUCAGCUGAAUAUUUCACCCAAUGAUAGAGAUGAUUGGGCUACCAAAGAAAUGUCUGCUUCUAUGAUACCCAAGGAUGCUUUUUAUAAUUCAACCCAAAAGAUGAAGGGAACCUGUAUCUUGACAGAUAAUAGGAUGUUUUAUGUUGAUGUUGGAUACAGUGCACCUCUUAUUAACUUUUUCAAGCAGAUGAAAACAAAAAUCUAUGGUAUGGUCUUCUAUUACCUCAUGUAGUAAUACAUUUUCUCUAAUGCAAACAUGAGUUUGUUAGCUGUAUUAUUUUAUAGCAUGCACAUGUAAAUGAUUAAAGAUAAAUCAAUAAAUCAGAUCUGGGAAUGUUUUAAUAUUAUAAGUUCUUUAUAACAGCUGUAGUGUAAAGGACAAAAUGACACAGGCAUACUGAAACUAAAUAGCAAGCAAAAAAAGCAUGUUGGUUUUUUUCAUGCAAAAAGAGCAUAAAUAUAAUUUUUAGAAUGUUUGAAAAACAAAUUCCAAAUUUUAAAUUUAUUUAUAAUUGAAUUAAUUGUUUCAGAUAGUACAAAAAAGGUGUGGUCUUUUAAGUUAGAAGAAUACAACGCAUUUAGUAAGUAUAAAUUAUUAUUAUUCAUUAAAAGUUCAUAAUAGGGGAGUCUUUUGAGAUUGCAGCCUACAGGAUUUGAUAGAUUCAUCAUAGAGAAAUAUACUUUAAAAUCCUCUUAUUUCUUGCUUUGCUUUUCUUUACUCAGUGAAAGGAGUUAGCCAAUUCAAGCCAGAAAUUGAUAUUGAAGGAUUACCUCCAUGGAUACUUCAAACAUUUGGGUCUAGUACCAGUGAAAAUAGUAUAGUUUCUGAGGCUGACCUUAAAUGUGUGGAUGACGUUUUAGUCCAGACUUUACUGCCGUUUCAAAAACAUGGUGUUAAGUAAGUUUUAUAUUUACAUCUUUUCCAUAUGAAUUGACAUUGUGUUGAUAAAAUUAUCUAAAUCAGUGUUUUUUCAACUAGUUUGCUGCAGCACCCUGGUGUGCCCCAACUAUUUUUUAAGAGUGCCACAAAACUUUGAACUAGAGCAUGCGGCUAAAAUAAAAAAACAUACAGUUUUUAAAGUAUAAUUGCUGAAUUUCAAACCUUCUAAACUCGUAACCUUGUGGAGUCCCUCUUGUUCAAUUUGGCUUUAGCUGCUUCCUUAGAGAUCUUGUUCUCUUAACCUAUGCAGAGCUAACUGCCAAGUUAUAUGAAGUUCUUUACAAAUUCCAGGAUGUCAAGGUGGGGGGAGUGUUUUCGCAGUGAAUUUUUUUUCAGUCCAAACUCCUUGCAUGAUUGAGAGAGUCCACUUACAAACUGAUGUGCUCCAUUUCCCAUGAAUGAGGUUAACACUGAAUCUUCUACGAAACGCAGUUUAUCUAUGAGAACCUUGCGGACUUUGAGCACUGUCUUGGUGGCGGCGAUGUCAGCCCCGAUUUGGACAGACAUUUCUUUGUUGCGGUCCUUAAAGGAGUUUAUCAGGAAGAAGUAGAUUAAGAUUACAAAGUGUGUGAGUCCAAGAAUGUAGUCUUGCUUCAAUCUGAUGCUGACUGAAAUGGACUGUUGAAGCGUAUUGUGCUGUGCUUGUUGUCAUUAGCUGAUACAAGGACAGCAAAAGGUUGAAAGAGGACCAAUAAUUUUCUGCAUAAAACUGAAAAUUCAUUCUAACAAUAAUUGAGAUGAAGUUUAACUCUUUUGACUAUAGUAUUUUAAAAAAAUGCUAAUUAUGUGUAAUUUAAAAAUAUCGUAUUUUCUUCAGUGUUGCUAUUCAUCGCCAAGGCCGACUGCUGAUAGCAGAUGAUAUGGGACUUGGUAAAACACUACAGGCUAUUUGUAUUGCAAGCUAUUAUAGAAAUGAAUGGCCUCUUUUGGUUGUGUGUCCUUCAUCUGUUCGUUUUGACUGGUCACAGGUAAUUAAAGUGUAUUCAAAUCAUGGCACAUUUGAUAUGUCUAAAGCAAUGUUGUGUAUGCAUUGCAUUUAUGUGCAGUAUUACCAUUUACCUAUACUUAGUAUACAGUCUAAGCAUUUUCUAAGCUUUAUUUGUACUUCUUACAAUAAGGAGAUAACAAUAUAGGUUAACAUUUCAAAUUAAAAAAACCCAUCAAAAUUUGAUAGAUUGAAAUGUCUUACCAAUGAAGGCAAAAUUUCAGCUCUAUAGGUCAUCAGAAGCUUACAAAACAAGGUGUGAAUCUGUACAAGACUUUUGAACCAGGGCUACAUCACUGAACUGUGUAAAAUAAGAGGGGGUAUAAAGAUACAAACUGAUUGUAGAAAUAUACGCACAUCUAUUUAGCAGUUUCAAAGAAACACUUGAUAUUAGCAUGUAUGAUAAUAUUCAAUAAUUUAAACUGAAAAAAAAAUGAGAUGCAAAAUAUUAAACAAGGCUAAAAAAUAUUAUACUCUUUCAGCAAAUAUGCAAAUGGUUGCCAAGUGUGCCCAUUGGUGAAAUAAAUGUUGUUGAGACUGGAAAGAGAAGUGCCAUAUCAGGGCUGGUUAACAUUAUCAGCUAUGAUUUACUUUCAAAGAAAACUGUAGAACUUAAUGAAAAGAGGUUCAAAGUCAUCAUAAUGGUAAGCAUUAAUUAAAUUUAAAAUUAUUUCACUCUUUUAUAAUCUAAGACAAGGCAUUAUUAUUUUAAAAAUAGGACAUUUAGCUUUUUAGUUCUAUUAUAAUUGUAUAAUUGAGUUUUUUUUCAAAGAUAAGAUAAGUACUUUGAUUUUGAUUUACUAAGGACAGCUAUUUAUAAAAAAAUGAUACUAUAGACAAUUUUUAUUUUUGCUGUUUCUUGAAACAAAUUUUUUUUAAAUUUUAGGAUGAAUCACAUUUUUUGAAAAAUGCUAAAACUGUUCGAACACGUGCGGCAAUGCCAUUGUUAAAGGUAAAUUAAAUUAUUUUUAGUUGUUAAUUUCUAUAACUAAUGUGUAUUUAAAAAAAAAAAAAAAAGGGCUAAUAAUAAAAUUCAAAAUUCUGUGUUCAUUUAGUUGUUAAUUUCUAUAACUAAUGUGUAUUUAAAAAAAAAAAAAAAAAAGGGCUAAUAAUAAAAUUCAAAAUUCUGUGUUCAUUGCAUAAAUGUCUGAAUUCCUUUUGACAGAGUGCAAAGAGAGUGCUCCUUUUGUCAGGAACUCCAGCUCUUUCCCGUCCCAGUGAAUUAUUUUGUCAAAUAGUAGGUGUGUGCCCUGACAUAGUCAAGUUUCACAACUUUGGUUUACGUUACUGUAAUGCUAAGCAGGUAAAUUGA